Messenger RNA from Caretta caretta (loggerhead turtle), 3951 nucleotides. It is a transcript of the gene NAPB, whose product is annotated as NSF attachment protein beta. Gene Ontology annotation, cellular component: vacuolar membrane; synaptobrevin 2-SNAP-25-syntaxin-1a complex; terminal bouton. Gene Ontology annotation, biological process: intracellular protein transport; regulation of synaptic vesicle priming; synaptic transmission, glutamatergic. The record is from RefSeq and is a predicted model, not a curated record. NCBI's taxonomy places the organism in Eukaryota, Metazoa, Chordata, Testudines, Cheloniidae. Gene Ontology annotation, molecular function: syntaxin binding; soluble NSF attachment protein activity.
GGGCCGGGCCGGGCCCGCGCAUCCCCUCAGAGCCGGCGCCAUGGACAGCAGCGGCAAGGAGCGCGAGGCCGUGCAGCUCAUGGCCGAGGCCGAGAAGCGGGUCAAGUCCUCGCACUCCUUCCUCAGGGGGCUCUUCGGGAAAACCUGGGUUAGUUUGCCUCAUGCCAGUUUCAGCCUGUGAAUCUACCUAACGGGCAAGGUUGGGAAGUCACUUUCAUCUGUGCAAAAGGAAAUUCAAAGGUAGAAGAAGCCUGUGAAAUGUACACCAGGGCUGCAAACUUGUUCAAGAUCGCCAAAAACUGGAAUGCUGCAGGAAAUGCAUUUUGUCAGGCAGCCAAGCUCCAUAUGCAACUACAGAGUAAACAUGAUGCAGCCAUCGGUUUUGUGGAUGCUGGGAAUGCUUACAAAAAGGCAGAUCCACAAGAGGCUAUGAACUGCUUAAAUGCAGCCAUCGAUAUUUACACAGACCUGGGCCGAUUUACUAUUGCUGCCAAGCAUCACAUCACCAUUGCAGAGAUUUAUGAGACGGAGCUGGUAGAUAUUGAAAAGGCAAUUGCACAUUAUGAACAAGCUGCAGAUUACUACAAAGGAGAAGAAUCCAACAGUUCAGCUAACAGGUGUCUGCUGAAGGUGGCUGCAUAUGCUGCUCAAUUAGAGCAGUACCAGAAGGCAAUUGAAAUCUACGAGCAGGUUGGAACAAAUACUAUGGAUAAUCCGUUGCUCAAGUACAGUGCAAAAGAGUAUUUCUUUAAAGCUGCUCUCUGCCACUUCAUUGUGGAUGAGUUGAAUGCUAAGCUUGCUCUUGAGAAGUAUGAAGAAAUGUUCCCAGCAUUCACAGAUUCGAGAGAGUGCAAGCUAGUGAAAAAACUGCUGGAAGCUCAUGAGGACCAAAACUGUGAAGCGUACACUGAGGCAGUUAAGGAAUUUGAUUCCAUAUCUCGCUUGGAUCAGUGGCUUACGACUAUGUUGCUUCGCAUCAAAAAGUCACUUCAAGGAGAUGGUGAUGGAGACCUAAAGUGAAUUAUUUGCGGUAUAUGUAGCAUGUUGCCUAACUCCUAAAUAAUCUGUUUUUGUGUAAUGGCCAUGGACCAUUAUGGAAUACUUGACACUACUCCUAGCUUAAUUUUGCUGUUUAUGAACCAAAUUACCUGUAUUGUUAGUAUCCUGGUGUCUUUUUGAUGACAUGGAUGGAUAAGAAAUGAUACUGCUAGGUGUUGCUGACAGAUCUUCCAUAUGUGAGAGCAAUAGAGGGAUUCACAAGACUUUUGAGAUCAGUGAAAGAAAUGCUUGUGGCAAAAAUCUUUAUUUUUGGUAGCUGAUGAGCCAAAAGUCUUUCAUUUUUAACUUAUUUCUGCCGCCAUUUCUCUACUAGCUCAUCGUCUUCAACACUUUUGAUCCAUGCUUGUAAAUAUCCAUGACAUACAGUACACACAAUAUUUUCUGAUCUAAUGUUAACAUAUUGCUAAAGUUCUGUGUUUUUAAUGGACCUUAGUCAGACAUUAGAUUUUUGUUUUUAAAAUGAUAGAGCUAUUUUAAUGAUGCUAGUGAAAUGCUUGUGAUUUUUAUAUACAGUAUGCAUGUGUGUAUGUGUAUAUACUAUACAGAUACAUGUGUGCAUGAACAAAUACAUAAUGACCUGUGUCUAAAAACAUUCAUCUUCAUAGGUGAGGGGUCUGCGUAUAAUAUAUUAAAUCAAUUACCUUCUCCCCAAAACAUUCUUUAAGUAGGACCUAGCUUAUCAUGUAUUUUCUAUUUAAGGACUAUAUAUGAAAUGUAAGUUUCUUCUAUUUUUUUGGUUGGAUAUAUUUUUCCACUUACAUUAUUUUUUGGUGCAUACCAUCUCUCCUGCCCUAAGAUGACUUUAACAGGUAAUAAUAUAUUUUUCUAACUUUUCAUUUACCUAAGUUCCUGCUAUUGUCUUUGCUGCAGGUUUUUUGUAUGUGCCAGAACGCUAUUUCCUUCCCUUUGUGCUGUUGGCAAAGCUGUGUCAAAGGUAUGCUGCCUAGUUAUUGUAUUAGGCUUGAUCUUAGCUAAGAUACCCUCCUUCAGCACUGUUGGACAACAGCUUGCCCAGGCUUGUUUUAAAACUGUAGAAAUUGAAAAUGAUCUUGAAGAAUCCCAGUUUGUGUUUGUGUGUGCAGAUCCUAGUUUCAGUGGAGAUAAGUAGACAAGCUACCUAUAUUAAAUAUAUGUAUGACAGUGAGAUAGACUCAUGACCAUAUGCAGUUUCAGUGUUAUGGCUUAAUAUUUCAAUUCAGUUCCAAUAAGCUGUAGAAAUUAUUCCAUUCUUAGAUCAUCAAUGCUGCCUACACAAUGAAAGACUACUAGCUUUAUUUUGCAUAAAUGCUGCUUGUCAUUUGACCUUUUUAAAUAUUGGAUACUGUAAAGUAGGAAAACACUAGUAUUCCAUAGUUGGCAAUCUCUUUUGGAGAAAAGACCUGCCACAAAUAUGCACGGACCUACCCACAUUCCAGACAGGGUACUAGCUGGCUUUUAAGAAUAUCUAUUUUUUGUUUGUUUGUGCUUCUAGCUUUCCUUAAUAAAAUGGGAUUGCCAGGUGUAUAGUAACCCUAGCAAGCCAGCACCCUUAUGGCAUUUGUUUAGAGAAAAUAUCAGAUAGGAGACCAAAUGAUAUAAAAAAUUCCAGGAGAGAAGAUGGUUUUUAUUGACUCCUAUCAACAAUCAAUUUAAACUUUCUUCUACUUGAUUGUUUUCUAAAUCAGGAAGGGUUUAGUGUUAUGUAGUGAGUGUGGCUUUUCUUGUAACUGGAAUGAACACUAGUGAGUUAUCACUGAAAUUGUACAAAAUCGUUUUCUAGAAUUUGAAAAGCUUCUUAGAGAAGAUGUGCUCGGUUUGUCCGAUGGAGAUGUGCGGCCGACAGGGGGCCACAGAGGAAAUUUUUAAAAAUGGGAGGAGCUGGUGCUGAUGAGCAACAGACUCAGAUAUGCUGGGAAACAUUAAAAAGUUGCAGCUUGUGUGAUUAACGCUUGCUUACAAGGGCUAGUCACAUUAGAAAUGGCUGACUUGGGUCUCCCUCCAGGGAACUAUUCCUGAACAAGUCCAACUUUCCUUUAAACAGAUGUAUGCCAACAUAAUCCUACAGUGUGGAUGCAGCUUACAGCUAUGGAAGGGUUUUUUCUGGGUCUGUAGGAAAAGCAUGGCCCUAAGCACUAGCACCUAAGCUGGUAAAAGAAUUCUCCUGUUGAUCUAACUGCAUCUACACUGGAGUUAGAUCAGCAUAGCUGUUGCACCGGGGGUGGACUUUUCACACCUGAGUGCUGUAUCUGUGUUGACUCAGCUGUCUCUCUACACAGGCACCCCAGAGAGGAAAAUACAUGCAUGCUUAUGUUUAGAAAAAGAAAAGAGAUGUCAAGCUUUGUUUGUAGAGGGGCAUUAGUUUUUUUCAGUUUCAUAACUUUCCUGAUUCAAAAAGGAAUAUAGUUUUGCCAUCGUACAUAUAAUUGGAGAUCAGAUAAAACACAGUUUAGUGAAAAUCCUACACAGGCAUGUUUUGUUAAUACAGAAAUUGUGGGAAAGCUUUUUUUUUUUUUUUUACAACUUGGCACUGGUUACGAAUUUAUUUUUUGUGGUUAAUUUAUUUUUCCAGGACCUAAGCAGUAUUUUUGCACAAUUACAAUAGUAUACAUAAAUUGCUGCUGAUGUACCAGUCUGUUAUCUGUUAUUAAUGCACUCUAUAACGUAGUAGUUCUGUCUAAAUGCAAACCUUGGUGAUUUUGUAUAGCAGCAUGUCAUCUGUAAUGUAAUUAUUUGUUGUAAGCCGUGAUAUACCAGUUUUCAAAUCAUGUAAAACAUAGAGCAAAGCUGUCAGGGUGUUAUUUUUCCUCCCCCCAGGUCAAGAAUCUGUAUUAUGAAAACUAAUAAUGAAAUGGCCUGAGCAGGAACAGAUUGUUUUGUGUGAAGCGGUACAGUAAUAAAAUAAAAAUUAAGUAA